UUGAAAGUGAUAGAAGAGGGUUUAUCAACCCACCCAUGUGGCAUUACUGACUCGGGUCGGGUCGGGUCGUUCAAUCACCAGGUGCUCGUUCAAAUAACAUUUGCAGAACAUGGAAAGCGUUUAACUUUGGAUUGACCAGUGUACAACAUGGGAGCUCAAAUCGCUCAGUGCACAGCUCCUCAAUGGAAGAUGACAGCUUUGCAGAAUUGGGUCCUCCGGUGACUGAAAGAGCCGUUUCACAACUGAAAUUGGCAACAGAGAAACCUGAACGCUUCAUAUGGAAAAAUGAUUCUGCAAGAAAAAUGUCAUCCAACAAGUUCAUUCCGGUAGACAAGAACCACAAUAAGGGAACUGUCUCAAGUCGCGAUAAAUCCUGUCAAAGCAUAGCUGAGCCUGUUGAUGCUUCCAAUGCAGGUAGUUCAACUGACACAAUUAGAAUCCAAGGCAUCGAUGAACAUGCAUCCAUUCAUGUCAUACAUUCACUCUGCAAAACGCUUGGCAAUUUACAAGGAUUGGCAUGGGUAGGCAAUGAUGCUAUAGAUGCAUUCUUUACUGUGGCGAGUGAAUCCGACUCUCAAAGAAUACUCGAGAAGUUGAAUGAUACAACUAUUCGCAACAGCCACUUAUCGGCAUCUUUACUUUCAAGAAACUCUACUGCGUCCAAGUCCAUAAAAGAGAUUGCUUUGCAAGAGAGAGGCCUACAAUUUAGCACUAGCCUUGAUGAACUCAGAAGGCAAUUGGACUUGAAGCAGAUUUACUUGGAGGAUUUAGAGAUGCUGCAUCACGAGAUAAUGCACCUUCAAUGUUCGCCAACUAUGAGCGAUUAACGUUUGUUACAUCCAUGCAGAGUGUCCUCACAAACUUCCUUCCACCUCCUUCUAGGGCCAAAGUUGGUGGUUCAUAAUUGAUGUAAAGCAUUGCAGGGUAAUUGAUUAAGACCAACAGGGGUUCUUGUGUUUAUGGAACUGGCACAACUUGAAUGGUGUCAUGACCACAUGAACUAUUUAAUGAGGGAGAACUGAUUUUGCAAAGAUGAAUCGUCAGUUUAAGAACAUCUUUCAGCGUA
Molecule: messenger RNA, 1066 nt
Organism: Ipomoea triloba (trilobed morning glory)
Lineage: Eukaryota; Viridiplantae; Streptophyta; Magnoliopsida; Solanales; Convolvulaceae
Exons: 5
Coding region: 183-827 (214 amino acids)
Molecular function (GO): nucleic acid binding
Source: RefSeq, a predicted model, not a curated record